CCUUCGCCUUCCUCUUGACCCGCCGCCGCUCCUCCGUCUCGGCCCGGGCCCGGGCCCGGACCCGCAGCAUCCGCACCACACAGAGCCACCAGAACGCGGCGAAGAGGGCCACGAACAAGAGAAGCCCGCCCGCGACCGAGGGGACGCCGACCUUGACCAAGUUUAUGUUGCUGUUGCUGUUGCUGUUGCUGUUGCUGUUGCUGUUGCUGUUGUUGUUGCCAUCGUUGACGCUACUGCUGGUGCUUGACGGGGCGGGCGAGCAGAGAAUGAUGGAGGAGAAGGAGGAGGAGGAGGAGAAGGAGGAGGAGGAGGCGCCGGUGCCGAUCAUAGUCGUCGUCGUUGUCAUCCGGCGGGUAACCAGCGUGGUCGGGGUUGGGUGAGACGGGAAAGAGACGUGGACUGUCGGGAUUGAGGUCGCCGAUGGCGUAGUUCCUUCUGGAGAGUGCGAUGAUGGACGAGGCGGCGAGGGCUCGAACCCCGAAGACAGACUGACAUCAGGUUCCCAGAGAGAACCAACGGUUGUCGUCGUCGUCGUCGUCGUCGUCGUCAUUAUUGUGAUCCUUGCCAACGGUACGGUCAGGUUCUCGCCCAAUGUUGGACGACGUGUUUCAAUACAACACGGGAGAGGUAAACUUACCAGUUCGUUUUGCCAAAUGCAGGAAGAAAAUGGCGAUACUCGCUGGCUGGCAUAAUUAUCACUUUCCUGGGACCGCAAAUAUUCAUCACCUAUUUUGGAGUAGGUAAUUAGGUAGGUAGCUA
This is a messenger RNA of Thermothelomyces thermophilus ATCC 42464, 759 nucleotides long. RefSeq lists its product as uncharacterized. The transcript has a single exon. The coding region runs from base 165 to 380 and encodes 71 amino acids. NCBI's taxonomy places the organism in Eukaryota, Fungi, Ascomycota, Sordariomycetes, Sordariales, Chaetomiaceae. The record is from RefSeq and is a predicted model, not a curated record.